CGGGGAUCCAAAAAUGAGCCUGAAGGAGGUGAUUGAAAAAGAAUCUAGCCUCUAUCGCACAAUCUAUGCCUUCCAUUUCAACAACAAGGUCCUAGACCUCAGCGACACAUGGAAGGAAAACCGACAACUUCUCGAAGAACUUCUGGCAAAAACGAACCCAAAGCCUCACGUGCUGCUGAUUGACUGUGAUACCCAUGAAGCAGAUCUCACACAAGCCUAUAUAACAGUAUACGCAAACGGGGGCAUGGUUGUCGAAAACCUGCUGGAGCAAAACAAGGAAUUGGCUGGCAAACACUUGGUCAAAUAUGAUCAGACUUUCUUAGAGUCCACUAACGACGUGCCCGCUUACCGCAAGACGCUUCGAGCUCCAUGUCCUGGCCCAUACUGUGAUGGUAAAGAUAUCUGUGUAUGGGUGUGUUGCGAUUGUCAUGAAACCAUCGAAUUCGGGAGCCGAGAUGGGUAUUUUUACUGCGACUGCGGACGAGUGCCAUUUGACAGAGUCGGGUUCAACUGCCAGAGACAAUAUCACAAGUCUGGAUAUUUCCAAUUUGAUCGAGACUAUCUUCGUGACCUUCUGCAAAAUCUCCCUGCACCCCGUGAGGUGAACAUCCUCAUUCUCGGGGAGACAGGGGUUGGAAAAUCGACGUUUGUAAACGCCUUUGUCAACUACCUUACGUUUGGAUCUCUCGACGACGGACUGAAGAAUCCCAAGUUGAACUGUAUUAUUCCCUGCUCUUUCACUACCCAGGUUGUGGACGAGGAAGGGCGCAUGAUUUCGAAGGAUGUUGUGAUCGGCUCGGAUAACGACGAGGUGGACGGGUCCAAAGGACAGUCUGCGACACAGAAAGCGACAGUAUACCCUCUCUACUUUAGAGACACUCUUAUCCGACUUAUAGAUACGCCUGGUAUUGGCGACACUCGCGGACUAGAGCAGGACAAACAGAAUAUGGCGAACAUGCUCUCCAUCCUGCGCAACUAUCCGGCGCUCCAUGGUAUUCUCAUCCUUUUGAAGCCCAACAACGCACGCUUGGGGGUUAUGUUCCGAUUCUGUGUUAAGGAACUGCUCACUCAUUUGCAUACUAGUGCCGCACAGAAUAUGGUGUUUGGCUUCACCAAUACCCGGGGCUCUAACUAUACGCCCGGUGACACAUUCAAACCCCUUGAAAGUCUGCUUUCAGAAUACCACAACGUGAUUCCACAGCUGUCUCGAUCUAAUGUGUAUUGCUUUGACUCAGAAAGUUUCCGAUACCUGGCUGCACGCAACAAGGGGAUUGAUAUAGGGCAUAUAGAUGAUUACCGACGCAGUUGGGAGCAUUCCUCCAAGGAGGCCGAUAGGCUUCUUGCGCACUUCCAGUCUCUGCACCCUCAUCACACUCAAGAAACGCUCAGCCUUAACGAAACACGACACCUGAUUGCGCAGCUGACGGCUCCAAUGCAGCAGAUAUCGGUCGCAAUAACGGAUACAAUUGCAAAGAGCAAGCAACAGGUCAAAGAUCUUAAACACGCUAAACUAACGGGUGAUGACCUGCGAGCCAAAUUGCACAUACACAAGAUCACGGUUAAGGCCGAGCAGCUGACGAGGCCGAAAACAGUAUGCUCGAACGAGAAUUGUGUUGAGUCAGUAUUUGACGAAGGAAGUAACUCGGAGGUGCUUCUGCGAAAGAAACUCUGCCACGACCCAUGUUGUUUGAAAAACGUCCCAGUCGGUAAAGUGGGAACCCCCGAGUUGGAGCACUGCGCUGCAUUUGCCGACGCGAAUUGCACUAUCUGCGGCCACCACUGGAGAGAACAUGAACAUAUUCUUGUCGAGUACUCAAAGAACGCGGAAACAAGGACUGAUCCCAACGUCCAGCGCGAACUGACCACCCAUGGCAACGAAAUCAAGGCCAAGGAGAAGGCUAUCCAAGCCCUGCGGAAUAACAUCGUCGAGCUGAAGCAGGAGCACACUCAGAUUCAAACAGCUGCAGCCAAGUUCAGCCUGUACCUCAAACAAAACUCCAUUACGCACUAUAAUGACGCCACAAUUGAGUAUCUGGAACACCUCAUCAAGGACGAACGAACCAAAGUCCGCACCGGCCAGAGCCGUCAGCGGCUAGAGUCCCUUGAAAAGGACUUGGACAAUUACAAAAAGUUCGUCGACACAAUGGAACAGGGAAAGGAUGGAAGCGACAGCUGUGAGGCCUACAUACCCUUAAACGAGGCAGGUGUCGCGAAGCUGGUCCAGACAUUGUACAACCUUCCACAUUAUGGGCAGAUGCUCAAAGACCUUGCUCAGGUGGUGGCCAAUGCCUACGAAGCGAACUUCCGCGAAAGACCUUACCGAAUCAGCCGCAAGAAAUACUGGAGGGAGUAUCGAGAUGCGCAGGCCCAGAAUCGGGCUCUGGGGCGUAGAACCAGCGUGCGCAAGUCCGGAUGGGGUUGGAAAGCAGUUGUUGACAGUUCAAGCUCGGGCGCUGUAAAGCAUCCCGGUCGUGCCCUGAUGCCGGGAGAUUCCAACAGCCCCGCUGCCCAGCUUACCGAGAAACUGUUGCCGAAUCCCUCACAUUAUACAAGACAGCCGGAUCGGAGAAGUGAUUUCUGGCCCUCAGAGAACCAGGGGUCGUUCCCUAACUCGGUUCAGAGUAUCCUGGCUGGGACGGCCUCACCUGCCCUAGGUCCGAACGCUGGCGCUACGCCUAAUCGUUUCCGCAGCUCUUCACUCCCCAGAACCGCGCCCCCUCCUUACCCAGGGCCCGCUCUGAGCUCUCACACGUUAAACACAGCGCGGAAUAAUGGCCAGGUGAAGGUGGUAGAGAGGAAAGGGGUAUGGUUGCGAUUGAAAGGCAAACUCAGCAAGAAGUGACAGGGAAAGGGCGAAUUACGGGUAUCGGAUUCCAGGAUGUGUUCUCUUACUUUUGUAUUUUUUUUUGAUACUUUUAAUUAAAGACUGUCAUAUGCUUCACGCAGUCAAUCUAGACAGAUCAUGAUAUUGAUGGGCCCAGGGUGUCUUUCGUGGGUUGUGCAAAAGACAGGAUAUCUGGCCCGGGUAACUACAAGACCAACUUCAAGAAUCUAGGCCAGGGAGUGUAUUGCUGGGUAUAUUUGCAUGCAUAUGAUAAUUCCCCUGGAUAGC
This is a messenger RNA of Aspergillus ochraceoroseus IBT 24754, 3112 nucleotides long. RefSeq lists its product as uncharacterized. The record is from RefSeq and is a predicted model, not a curated record. NCBI's taxonomy places the organism in Eukaryota, Fungi, Ascomycota, Eurotiomycetes, Eurotiales, Aspergillaceae. The transcript has 2 exons. The coding region runs from base 14 to 2842 and encodes 942 amino acids.